CCCAGGUCGAUGGAGUAUGCAGACGUUCCUGGUGGAUGUAUCUGUCUGUACGGCAAGCACGCGUCCAUUUGCACCUUCCUCCACUUCAUCGCCCUCUAGUGUGGGUUACCCUGUCACACCUCGUCUCUCCGUCAUCCUCAACCACUGAAACAAGAAAUAUUCUUGGGCUUUCACCCAAAUAGAUAUCUCGAUCCGCUGGAAUUAUGCCGCCCAGGUACAGACACUGGUCCUCAGCCCGCAGCAGUAAGAGUAGCCAACAAAGCUCCGUAUCCAGACGAGUACCCGGCCGUCGCCCACUUUCCCUGUCGUCAACAAGCACUUUACAAGCCUCAAGCGACUCUCAAUUGCCUGUGUUGGACGAUUCCCGACAUUCGUACAGCAGCCCUUCCCAGCCACGUCUCCCUGAACUCCAGUUAGAUGAUGACACGUUCGAUGAAGUCAUUAUGGCUGUAGAUCUGCAACGCCGCGGAACGGUAGGGUGCAGCUAUUAUGUUGUACGCGACGAAAAGCUUUACUGCAUGGAAGAUAUUCAAUUGGGCGGGGUUGAUAUCGUGGAAGCCUUCUACAUUGACCCUACCGUCAUUAUCAUCUCGACUAAAGUGACCGAUGCUGUUGUCCAUCAACUCGAUCCCGAUGCCGGAAACUUCACUCUCGAAGAUCAGGAUCGUGAGUCAGAGUGGGCCGAAUUCUUUCCCGGAACAGCUCUGACAAUACCAGAUCACCAAUAUCGAUUGCCGUUCAUAUUGGAACAGCGGCCGCCUAGCGAAUUCUCAUAUGAAGCGGCGAAAACCAAGAUAUCUCACCUAGCCCUUGAGGGAGACCCUCAGUUGCGAUGCAACUUUGUCAUGACGGGUGAUAAGAUUCUCAGUGACGCUGCAGGUGAUGGCGAAGCGAACACCGGCCAACAGAGUUGUUUACUUCGACUGGCUGGCUUGAUCGAUCUCGACAGUAAUCUGACAAUUGGUUGUGCUGGUGCACUCCUCUCGUACCUGCAACGGAGACGCGCCGCAGCAUAUCUUCCAGGGGGCAUUGAUACCCAGCACGUGUUUCGUGUUUCUACAGUCGAGAUGUUUAGUCUCAAAGAGACCAUGUUUGUCAAUUCUGACACACUGCAUUGUCUACGAAUACUGGAGAACGAAUCCCACCCAAACUCACAUAACCAAGGACCUGGUAAAAUACCUUCAGGAUCCAAAGAAGGCUUGUCUGUAUAUGGCUUGUUCCAUCAUCUCGCUCGAACACCCCAAGGAAAACACCGUCUGCGGCAGAUCUUCCUGCGACCCAGCGUGAAUCUCGAUGUGAUUGAGGAUCGACUAGAGAUUAUUCGUACAUUCAUUCGUCCAGAGAAUUCAGAAGCUAUGAACACACUUUCUGAGAGCUUAAAGGCUGUUGGUAACAUGCAUGUUAUAGUUUCCAGUCUGAAAAAGGGUGUUGGAGGCGCUGGUUUCCCUGGUAAAACUGGAGGGCCAUCCAACACAUUAUGGUCCCGGUUACAGCGGUUCACGUUUUUUGCGCUCAGCAUUAGUGAUGCCAUUCGAGAAAUCAAUGGUGGAGCACACUUGCCAAUCGUGAAAAAGGUCCUUGAGCGAAUCGAGAGACACCACUUGGCCAACGUUGGCAAACGCAUCAGUGACCUGAUUGAUCUUGACGCGUCUGCUGAGGAAUCGAGAACGAUCAUCAAGGCAGGAGUUGACGAGGAGCUCGAUCGCAUGAAGCAUGUGUUCGAAGGCCUUCCUUCAUUACUUUCGGAAGUUGCCCGUAAAAUUUCAGAGAAGGUGCCUGCCAGCCUACAAACCUUCCUGAACGCCAUCUAUUACCCGCAGAUUGGAUUUCUUGUCACUGUUCCACUCGAGCGCACCACAGGUGAGGCAGUCUAUGCUGGUAAUUUCGAUAAUCCAUGGGAACAGAUAUUCAUGACUGAGGACCAAGUUUAUUACAAAACCGAUGAAAUGAGGGAAAUGGACGACCACUUCGGUGACUUGUACGGUAUGAUAUCAGAGCGUGAGAUCGACAUUAGCCAUGAAUUGGCGCAAUACAUACUCGGGUACGAGGAAGUUAUCGUACAGGCAUCAGAUAUUCUCGGCGAGCUUGACAGUCUCCUUGCAUUAUCUCAAGGUGCUCAGACCUACAACUUACAUUGUCCGAAUAUGACCCAGGACAACCUGAUUGAUAUCAAAGGAGGGAGACAUAUCCUUCAAGAAUACGCGUUAUCGGCGAAAUUCGUACCGAAUGAUACCUUACUGGUUGGUGGACUAGGCCCCAGAGAAUCGAGUCCUCAUGCCGGGGGGACCUCCAGCCGUCGCUUUCCAACGGACGAGGCGGAUUGCCCGAGCAUGUUGAUACUCACUGGACCGAAUUACUCCGGAAAAAGCAUAUAUCUGACACAGGUUGCGCUGAUUGUGUAUUUGGCACAUAUUGGGAGUUUCGUGCCAGCGGAAAGUGCGACAAUCGGAAUUACCGACAAGAUACUGUCUAGGGUAUCGACCCGAGAAACGGUUUCACGCUCUCAGAGCACCUUUAUGAUAGAUCUUCAGCAGAUGUCACUAGCUUUGAACUUAGCAUCCCGUAGGAGCUUGCUCAUCGUGGAUGAAUUUGGAAAGGGUACCGACUCCAGCGAUGGAGCAGGGCUUGCAGCUGCGAUCUUGACACAUCUGCUUGGCCUAGGAGCUGAUAGCCCCAAAGUGCUAGCAGCAACCCAUUUCCACGAAAUUUUCGAGAACAACUUGCUGCCACAAAGCCCUCAGCUUGCGUUUGGACAUAUGGAAGUUUGCGUCAACGACACCGCUGCUGAGCCAGAGGACCAAGUCACUUAUCUGUACAACUUUCGUGAUGGCCGUAGUAAUUCGAGUUUCGGUGCUUGCUGCGCAGCCAUGAACGGUAUUCCCGUUGAGAUAAUAUGUCGGGCAGACGAUUUGAUUGCGAUGGCAAUUAGAGGGGAGGACCUUGUAGCAGCAUGCGCGAGUAUGCCUGUUGCCGAGGCCGAAGAGUUGAGGGAGGCUCAGAUGGCUCGAGAGUUUCUCGAACAAGAGAUCUUUGGUGAUCCCAAAGCAAAGUUGGGCGAGAUACUGAAGUUGCCGAGUAAUCAUUUUACAAAUACCUAA
Periconia digitata is the source of this 3098-nucleotide messenger RNA. The record is from the annotation of a GenBank genome assembly. NCBI's taxonomy places the organism in Eukaryota, Fungi, Ascomycota, Dothideomycetes, Pleosporales, Periconiaceae.